AAAUAAAUAAAUACAACUCCUGAUGUGACAGCAGUCAAUCUCUGCUUAGCUUCUUUACUACUGAUACUUCUGCAGUCACCAUGGUUCAGUCUAAGUCAUGGAUUCUGGCCAAACACUUUGAUGGCUUCCCAAAAGACAGCGACUUCAAGCUCAAGGUGGAGGAGCUGCCAGAGCCUAAAGAUGGAGAGGUGCUUCUGGAAGCAGUUUUCCUCAGUGUGGAUCCAUACAUGAGGCCUUUCAGCAAACUAUACAUGAAGGAAGGGGAUGUAAUGAUCGGUACUCAAGUGGCAAAGGUGGUCCAAAGUAAAAACUCAGCAUUUCCUGUUGGAAGUCACGUUGUGAGUGGUUGUGGUUGGAGAAGUCACGCUGUCAGUGAUGGGAAGGACCUGACUCUCCUCAUGGCUGACUGGCCCAAAAAUGUGCCAAUGUCGCUGGCUGUGGGUGCCAUCGGCAUGCCAGGACUGACAGCUCUGUACGGGGUGGAAGCGGUUUUGCAAGCGCAAAAAGGUGAGACCCUGCUGGUGAACGCUGCGGCCGGGGCUGUGGGAACCGUGGUGGGACAGAUUGCAAAGAUCAAGGGCUGUAAGGUGGUGGGUUCAGCCGGGACGGACGCAAAGGUAGCUUACCUGAAGGAGCUGGGAUUUGAUGAAGCUUUCAACUACAAAACAGUUCCCUCCCUGGAGGAGGCUCUGAAGAAGGCGGCUCCUGAAGGAUAUGACUGCUUCUUUGAAAAUGUCGGAGGUCAAUUUUCAACUAUUGCGCUACAGCAGAUGAAGGAGUUUGGUAGAGUUGCUGUGUGCGGAGGCAUCUCCACCUAUCAUGAUGCUGAAUACCAGACAGGUCCAUACCCUCUAACCACCAUAAACUGGAAGCAGGUUAAGAUAGAAGGCUUCAUGCAGAGCAGAUGGCAGAAUGACCAUCCCCAAGGCCUCAAGAAACUAAUGGGGUGGUAUAAAGAGGGGAAACUGAAGUGUCGGGAGCACGUCACCAAAGGCUUUGAAAACAUGCCAACUGCUUUCAUGGGGAUGCUGCAGGGAGAAAACAUCGGCAAGGCGAUCAUCACUGUCUGAUGCCUCAACAAAGAGUCACCUUACUCACAAACACUCCCUGAAGAUAGAGCAUUGAUCGUUUUUUUUAUAAUUAUACUUAAACUAGAAUGAUUAUAAAUAUAAAUUCAUUAGUUAUUAAUAAAGAUGAAGAAAAAAUUAUUCUGAGUGUUCUUUAUCAUCAUCACUAUAAUCAGGUAUUUUCUUAUGGGCGGUGUCUCUAAUGUUGCUGCAUUGAAAGGUUAAUUAAGCACUAUGUUUUUACCAUAAACCUUUGUAUUGAUAACAAAAAUAAAAAUACAUGUUUUCAGCA
Messenger RNA from Cyprinodon tularosa, 1359 nucleotides. RefSeq names its product prostaglandin reductase 1-like. NCBI's taxonomy places the organism in Eukaryota, Metazoa, Chordata, Actinopteri, Cyprinodontiformes, Cyprinodontidae. The record is from RefSeq and is a predicted model, not a curated record. Gene Ontology annotation, biological process: prostaglandin metabolic process. Gene Ontology annotation, cellular component: cytoplasm. Gene Ontology annotation, molecular function: 15-oxoprostaglandin 13-reductase [NAD(P)+] activity; 2-alkenal reductase [NAD(P)H] activity. The coding region runs from base 81 to 1070 and encodes 329 amino acids. The transcript is spliced from 9 exons.